Molecule: messenger RNA, 1510 nt
Organism: Drosophila willistoni
Lineage: Eukaryota; Metazoa; Arthropoda; Insecta; Diptera; Drosophilidae
Gene: msb1l
Exons: 2
Coding region: 243-1376 (377 amino acids)
Source: RefSeq, a predicted model, not a curated record
UCAAGAGUUCGUUGCCAAUAUUCUCAUAUGUUUAUUGUUAGUAAUUCUAUUAAAAUAAUUUAAAAUAAUUUCAAUAAUUGAUAGUGAUCCUGUCACUGUUUUGUAACACUGCUAGACUGCCGCACAUAAAACUGGGUGACAACUCUGUAUAUCUAAAACGACGCCAUUUCAAAACAAAUGCGCGGUAACGAAUUAAUUUUUUGUUAAUUUUUUUGUAAUAUAAAAUUUUACGGUUAAAACAAAUGGGUGCCAAGGCUUCUAAACUUGAGGGAGGCAGCUAUUUGCCAGAUACGCCCACAUUAAAUAAAUUACGUUUACCCAAACAGUUGCAGCCGCAGGAACAAGUGGAAUUAACCCCGACAAGGCAGGAUGCUACUUGCCUUGAUCCUCGUUCCCCAAAUGGCUGUCGUACACCCCUAAAUUUCCUUCAGAAUCCAAAGGAGAAGCAUGUUUUGAUGCAGCAGGUGAAAAACGAGCCAGAGCAAGGCCAAGAUGAGGAAUCAAAUGAAAAUGCGUUUGCCCAAUUCAAAAAACGCUUGCUUAAAGGUUUUUCCUUAAAUGAUCCCCGAUCCCCGCAGCUGAAUCGUACCCCAUUAAUAUUAGAUGAAGUGCGUUCACUUAAUUUAGAUGAUACAUUUGCCGAUCUCUUUGUGGACACACGCGCUGGAGCUGCAACUGUGAAAAUCACUUCAGAGACAGCAACAACAACAACAACAACAACACCAACUUCAUCUCCUCCUACCUCAAGUGGUGAUGAUGACUUUGGAACACCCUUAAGCCAUAAUAAUAGUUCUUUGGAGAUUAUCUCCUUGCCCUAUGAUGCUGAAGAGACUAUGCCCUGUGAUGUGAAACUACAGAAAACACCAGCAAUUCACAUUCAUGAUGAUCCUCGCUCACCCAGUUUGAAUGUGGAACGUACUCCAAUUAUCUUCUGUGGUGACGAAGAUGACGAGGCACACGAGGCACAAAUGUUGGAACAAAUUCUUGAAACUCUUACACUCAAUCUCAGUCAGGAGAGCAGCAUAAUGGAAAUGCCACCGCAACAAUUGCCAGCUAACAAACAUCUUGAGCGUGUUCGUUUGGGCAAUAAACGUCGCGUGGCUCCACGUAAACCAGCACGGGCCACCAAAACUCAAAUCUAUGUGGAUAAAGAGUCAGCAACGCCGUCCAAACCCAAUAGUGGAGCAAAUACUGGACCAUCUACACCCUUGUCGGGCCAGAAGCGUACACCUUUAAGUUGUGUAAAGAAUCGUCAACAUUUGGCGCCUUCUCAGACCGUUGAGAAGGAUAUGCGGAAAAUUCCAUUCAAUGAUCAAUUGAAUCCAUCCCGUAUACUUAUUGCUGGCGACGAUAGCUUAGAUGGCUUCAAUUACUAAGAAUUUUGUUAGUAAUUAUUCCCAUAUCACAAAAAUAAUCAUCAUAUAUCUGAAUCCAUCAAUUUAUUUACACUUCUAUUUUAUACGUUUUCAAUCUUCAUCAUCAUUUAAAUAAAUUUUAUUAAAGCCCUAAA